Molecule: messenger RNA, 861 nt
Organism: Peronospora belbahrii
Lineage: Eukaryota; Oomycota; Peronosporomycetes; Peronosporales; Peronosporaceae
Source: the annotation of a GenBank genome assembly
AUGGCGAAAGAGUGGGAAGCUUCCGAUGAGGAGAAACUACAGAUUGCACAGCGAUUUCUGCUCGCAAGUCCUCCUGGUCAAUUUUACGAGGUACUACGAGAUAUAGAAAAGCUUGUACCGGGACAUAUUCUCUCCGACACGGUGCGGCAGAGCGUUUUGCAUGCUUAUAACAUCAAGAACUUUCUGCCAGUGGAGGUACCGGAUGCACACUAUAAGAUUUUGAUAUGCGAGGAAGGAGAAAUUGACGAUGCUCAUUAUAUUGAUCCAAUUGGGAACCGUGUGCUGGGUUUUGACCAUAUGAAUCAGCAAAUUAUAGCUGGAGAUAUUGCAGAGAUACCUGAACCACGUGUCACAGAGUUUGAGAAAGAGCGGCAACAAGUGCAGCAAACGUUACGAUCCUACCUGCAGUUUGAGUACAUGCACGGAGGAACUGCUGGUGUGUACGUCGUGGGCACAAAGCUGAUAGUGAAUUUAUGCACGGAACGUGUCAAUUUACGCAAUUUUUGGGGAGGACGGUGGAAGUCGCGGUGGGAAGUAGACUUGACGGUCAAUCCAGCUACGGUAAAGGGCACCAUUCAGCUACAUGUGCACUACUUUGAAAACGGGAACUUGCAGUUGCAAAGUGUCAAAGAUAUUGAAGAAGAGAUUACAAUUCAAAGUCCAGGCAAUCUUGGCGACGCUAUUCUGCGUGUUAUGAAGGAAGCUGAGGACAACCUGCAGACGAAUCUAGAAGAUAUGUACAGCAACAUGUCCGAAGAAACUUUCAAGGAGAUGCGUCGCGUCAUGCCUGUUACGCAGGCAAAGAUGGAGUGGAGUUUGUACGCGCAUCGCACGGCAAAAGAUCUUGGACGCAGCAAAUAA